This is a messenger RNA of Rosa chinensis, 1152 nucleotides long. RefSeq names its product protein NRT1/ PTR FAMILY 5.8-like. The transcript is spliced from 4 exons. The record is from RefSeq and is a predicted model, not a curated record. Bases 1 to 1152 code for a protein of 383 amino acids. Lineage: Eukaryota; Viridiplantae; Streptophyta; Magnoliopsida; Rosales; Rosaceae.
AUGGACCUCCAAUAUUACUCGAAGCUCAUUCCGGUGGGAAUCAAAUGGGGACGCUACAACAUCAUUCUGUGCACAUGCUAUCAUUCCGUGAGGCAGUGGUUCCAUCGCCAGCUUCAAGGGCUACUCGGCUCAUCGGGGGAUAUAGCUGCUAGAGUAUUCUAUGGAGCUGCUGUACUUAUAGCCUUAGGCGAAGCUGGACGAUCUGGGAGUUUGGAAGAAUUUCAUGAGGAUCAAUGUAUAAGUGAGCGGACACAAAAACCAUACAUAAGUGAUGAUGAGAAAACCCGGACUGCAGAAGCACUCUGGCACCAAUGGUGGUUUUUGGGUGCAGUACUGGCAUUGUUUUUGUCUCGUUUUGAAUGGUAUUUAAUCUUCAUGAUCUCAGCAUCUGCGAUCGGGUUUUUCUCGUUCAUAUUCAGGCUCGGCCGUGCCUCUUACUUCAUAAGCAAUAAAGACCUAGCCAGAAAUAAAGAAGACAUAAGGAUACUGCAUCUUGACUCUCUUGAAAACAUAUCCACCCUCUGUCCAGUAGAACAAUUGCAAGAACCAAGACUGGAGCUUUACACAGCCACAGAGAUGAUCCCGUAUCGGCGAGCAGAACAGGCACAAGAAGGGGAGAAUCUCACAGAACCCAAAGAGUGUCUCCGUCCGGCAGAAAGAUUAAGAGCAAAAAAGUUUUGGACACUCAGUAAACUUAAGGAGGAAAAACUGUUUUUCAUGAAGCUAUUGCCUUGGUGCCCAGCCUUUUUGGUAUACAGUGCGGUAGAGGCAUCAGUCAACACGUUUUAUAUAGAACAAACAGAUAACUGGAAAGUUCCUGCUGCCGGAAUUAUUCUCAUCAUGAAUAGCAAAUCGUUCUCAAAUUUCAUCAUUCCAUAUCUUUUUCAGUUACUUGUUCCAAAGAAGUGCAGAGAUGAUACAGUUGAGAUCCACAGGAUGAGUUCAGUAAAACACGGUUCCAAUAGUAUUAGCGUCUUUUGGUUACUUCCACAGUUCUGCCUAGCAGGCCUCAUGGAAGGGCUAGCUGUCGGGGGAUUGAAUAAUGGACUUGUUCUUGAUCGAGUAGCUGAGGAGUUUGUUGCUAUUGUUACCCGUUCUCUGUUGGUGUUUGUUUCCAUUUUCCAGUGUUUGUAUAUAUACCUAGAUUCGUGA